Messenger RNA from Octopus sinensis (East Asian common octopus), 1027 nucleotides. Its product is annotated as microtubule-associated proteins 1A/1B light chain 3A. Gene Ontology annotation, cellular component: cytosol; autophagosome membrane; autophagosome. NCBI's taxonomy places the organism in Eukaryota, Metazoa, Mollusca, Cephalopoda, Octopoda, Octopodidae. Gene Ontology annotation, molecular function: ubiquitin protein ligase binding. The coding region runs from base 266 to 640 and encodes 124 amino acids. The record is from RefSeq and is a predicted model, not a curated record. The transcript is spliced from 4 exons. Gene Ontology annotation, biological process: macroautophagy; cellular response to nitrogen starvation; autophagy of mitochondrion.
CACAAAUAGAUAGAAUUAUUUUGGUUUUCUCUAUUAACUUUACGCUAAAAAAGCGAUAAAUUGCUUUGAAUAACUUCGAAAAAACAUUAAAGAAUCACUUAUAAGUUAAAUUAUCUGUAUUAGGAAAUCUGUGGUGGUAAUUAUGCAGCUUUUUCCUGAGAGUUCCGUUGAGGUGUACUCUUAAUUCGGGUCAGUACCUAAUAAACCUGACAGACACAACAGCUUGUUUCUACGCAUAUGAACACCUUUAUACGCUGGAGUCGAAAUGAGCGAUUCAACGAAACCAUUCCGAGAAAGACGACCUUUUGCUCAGAGAGUAAAGGACAUAGAAGCUAUUCGACAGGAACAUCCGGACAAAAUACCAAUUAUCAUUGAGAGAUAUCAGCAUGAGAAAAACUUACCAUUGUUGGACAAAAUCAAAUUCUUGGUUCCAGAUAAUGUUAACAUGAGUGAACUUGUUAAAAUUAUCAGGUUUCGACUCCAGCUGCAUCCUGGCCAGGCCUUCUACUUGUUGGUCAAUGACAGAAGCAUGAUCAGCAAUACAACCCCCAUAUCGGAGGUUUAUGAACGAGAAAAAGAUGAUGAUGGCUUCCUCUAUGUUCUGUAUGCAUCACAAGAAACAUUUGGGCAACAUAUUUAAAACACCCCCCCACUUUCCCACCAAAAAAAACAAAACCUAAAUGUUUUCUUCAAGAGAUUGGUCCCUGUUCCAUAUACUUCCCAGUAUAUGUUAUUAUCCAGUCAUCAGCAAUUCUUUCAUUAUUUUAAUUAAAAAAACUCUUUAAUUAAAGGUUUAAAAACAUUAGGGUUUUCUCCUCAUAGCAUUUUCCCAUUAUGUCUGUCUUUCAAGAUCUCUCUCAUUCGAUGUUUAAGAUAUUCAUGUUUGGUGUUCAGGUAAAAAUGUUCAAAGCAUUUAAACUAUUUAGUUAAAUCAUUUGACUAUUUGGUAACAUUGGAAAUCUCAAAGCACAGCUUUAUUUUAUAUGUUUUCAUGUUUGUUUUCUAUUGAAGUUCAAGGCAGUAAUUU